Molecule: messenger RNA, 2163 nt
Organism: Arctia plantaginis
Lineage: Eukaryota; Metazoa; Arthropoda; Insecta; Lepidoptera; Erebidae
Source: the annotation of a GenBank genome assembly
AUGCACGAUAGUCGAAAGGAGGACAACUUCACUUGGGAGUCGAGUGUGAAGCUUACGCUGGUGGGUCGUGAAGAAGAUCUCGGGAUGUAUUUGGAGGAGAGGGAAGGGAGGAAAAGGAAGUGGCAGGGAGAAGGGAAGAUGAUGAGGCGGGACGAAAGUGAAGAGAAGGAACAGAGGAAGAUGCCGCCAAAGAAAGUUAUGGUUGCUCUGAGCGACAUGGGUGGCAGCGGCACCAGUUCCUCAUCCUCUCACCUGUCACCCGGUUGGCAAGUCAACGAUCUUGAUCUGGACUUACCCGGCGAGCUGUCCAUGAAUGAAGCGCUUCUAGCGCUGCCAUCUCUCGCUGUAAACUUCAAACAAGAGGCACCGUCACCUACUGGUGCGGUGCUAUCACCGCCUCGGCGGCCGACUUGGGCUCAAAGAAGACCUGAUGAUAGACAGAUGACAGUGGAUAAUUCAAAUGUAAAGCAAGCCGAUUGGGAAUAUGAAGUGAAGAAUUUGUGCGAGAUCACCAGUAUGGUGGUGGACAACCAAAGGGACGUGAUGGAUGAAGGUAGCUGCCAGCAGUCGCCACCUCACAACGGCACCUUGAUGGAACAGCACGGAUGUCCAGAAAGUAUGCAGUGUCAGCCCGCGAUGCCUUCCGGGAACAUGAUGCCAAUAAAUGGUUACCAUUCACCUAACGGACAAGAAAAUAAGAAUACGGGUCUUCUUAUGUGUUCGCCUGUCAGUUCGCUGGACGGGUUCCUACAGUCUUCGAUACAGCAACGCAGUGACCCCAGCUUUAAGGACGAUACCAGGUUCCAAUACGUCCUCGCAGCUGCCACGUCUAUAGCAACAAAGCAGAAUGAAGAGACACUCACAUACUUAAACCAGGGCCAGCCUUACGAGAUCAAGUUGAAGAAGUUGGGUGACCUGUCCCAAUACAAGGGCAAGAUAUUGAAGAGCGUUAUCAAGAUCUGCUUCCACGAGCGUCGGUUGCAGUAUAUGGAGAGGGAGCAGAUAGCUCAGUGGCACACGGAACGACCCGGAGAGAGGAUAGUUGAGGUGGAUGUUCCGCUGUCGUACGGCGUGAUCCGAGUGGAACAACCAGCUUGUCUGAACGCGUUGCACGUUUACUGGGACCCUACCAAAGAUGUCGGCGUUUAUAUCAAGGUUAACUGCAUCUCAACAGAGUUCACAGCGAAGAAGCACGGCGGCGAGAAGGGCGUGCCCUUCCGUAUCCAGGUGGAGACGUACUUAGGGAGUGACGAACACACCAGACUGCAUGCUGCUGCUUGCCAGAUCAAGGUGUUCAAGCUUAAAGGUGCGGAUAGAAAACACAAGCAGGACCGAGAGAAGGUGAUGCGGAGACCUCGCUCUGACUUAGAGAAGUACCAGCCUGGGUGUGAAGCCACCGUCCUUACUACGCUGUCAAACGAUGCGCUGAUGCCGCCUCCAUCUUUGGUCACCACGUCACCGCCGUACUCGCCUGAGUUGUGUGUUGCUCCAAAGUCUAUUGCCAGCCCGAUUCUGGUCAACAAACCAGUACCGCAACAUGCAAUUAUUACGUCGAACAAUCAAAUGAAGCCAUACUGUCAAGAAAAUAACGAUGUUAAAGUGAACUCUCCGCCGUGCCAUUCUCCCGGUGCCAUACUGCCGGACCUGCCGCAGCCUCCAGAAGACACUGACAAGCAGAACAGCGGUCUGUCGAAGGAGGCGACGGCAUCAGAAACGCAGGCGUGGCUCACCCGACAAAGGUUUGCGCACCACGCAGCCACAUUCACCAACUUUUCUGGAGCUGAUUUACUCAGGCUGUCGCGCGAUGACAUUAUUCAGAUCUGCGGACUGGCGGACGGAAUACGUUUGUUCAACGCUCUGCACGCCAAGCGGAUCGAGCCUCGACUGACGGUGUACGUGUGUCCCUGGGGCAGCAACAUCUACAGCGCGCUGUACCUGCACGCUUGCCGCGCCCAGGAGCUGAUGCAUAAGCUCAAUUCGCUCGUACACCACCACCACCCACCAGCCAAGGAAUGCGAAACCGUCCUCGUGUCAGGACCAAACGGAGCCCGCGUGCGUCUCACUGAUGAACUAGUUCGCCACAUGCCCGACAACUCCACCUACCGGCUGGAGAGAGUAGACGAGAACGGGGCUCUCCUCCUGUCCGCCACCAGUGGGAACUAA